Colius striatus (speckled mousebird) is the source of this 4203-nucleotide messenger RNA. It is a transcript of the gene SCARB1, whose product is annotated as scavenger receptor class B member 1. Gene Ontology annotation, cellular component: caveola; cytoplasm. The record is from RefSeq and is a predicted model, not a curated record. The coding region runs from base 988 to 2406 and encodes 472 amino acids. Gene Ontology annotation, biological process: plasma lipoprotein particle clearance; cholesterol efflux; recognition of apoptotic cell. NCBI's taxonomy places the organism in Eukaryota, Metazoa, Chordata, Aves, Coliiformes, Coliidae. Gene Ontology annotation, molecular function: lipid binding; scavenger receptor activity; low-density lipoprotein particle binding. The transcript is spliced from 12 exons.
UGGCAGGGGCCAGGUGAAUGAAGGCUGGCUUACCAGUCCUGGCUUCCCAAGAUCCAUGUGGCAGGUCAGGGUGGUGUAUCCUGGUGGAAAAGCACUUGGGUGCAAAAAAGGUUGUAAUUUUGGGGAUAUCUUUGGAUAAAGUCUGAGGGGAAUGCACCAUAGAAACAGGGAACUUGGAGCCCAGCUCCUGGUUCUCCAUAACCUGGGGAUGUUGCUUUUGUGGAGUGCUGUGGACCUGCCUGAGAUAAGAACCUCAACACAGUGAGACUGCAUUUUCUCAUCCCAUGGUCACUCAACAUUUCUUCUCCCCUUUGGAUCCCUUGUGCUGUUCUUCCCGAAAGCUGGGAGAAGUCUGGGAGUGAGAAGAUGUGGAGGGUCAGGUCUGACACUGAGGCUGCCCUUGUGUGCGUUGUGGCUGCUGCUCUCAAUCCAGAGGGAAAGCCUCAACUCUCAGUCUUACUGAGCAGAGUGGCCAAAGCCUCACUCCUGGAGGAGCAGUAUCUGGGCACUCUAAUGGAGCUGCUGCUCCUCUGGUCCUGUGUGCACAACACGAGCAGUAACCAGUUCCUUUCUGUUCCUCAGGAGCAGAGGUCAGUGUGAUCAAACCUCUGAGUGACGCUUUAACCCGUUUCAGUGACAAAUGCUCUGUUUCAGGCAUAGCACCAUACUUAUUUUCACCUACAAGUAGCUUAAUUCUAAGGCUACCCUGUUACAUAGCUCUUGCUUAGCAGCAUCUGUGGAGUACCUAGAGCUGCUGUGCCUGGAUGGGAGAGGGCUGAGAAAGGUAGCAGGGAGUUGGGAUGCAGCUCCCCUUGGUUCUGUGCAUGUUGUGUAGAUAAAUGCAGAUGCAAUGAGAGAGCCAGGGAGUGCAAGGCAGGGUAAGCAAGCGAAGGACUGAUUCAGACUCUAGUGGACACUCAGGAAUAGGGUUAUAAAGCUCUUGUCCUCUAACUGCUUCUUUGCUGUGAAGUCCUGGAGGCUGACAGGAUGGAGGCUCUGAACCAAAAGCAGAAUGUCAGGAUUGACCCCUCCAGCAUCUCCUUCAGCAUGUGGAAAGACAUCCCCGUUCCUUUCUACAUGUCAGUGUACUUCUUCGAAGUGCUGAACCCCAAGGAGGUCCUGCAGGGAGCAAAGCCAGUGCUGAGCCAGCGUGGGCCCUACGUUUACAGGGAGUUCAGGUAUAAAACCAAUAUCACAUUCCAUGACAAUGACACCGUCUCCUUCCUGGAGUAUCGAAGGCUCUUCUUCCAGCCUCACUUGUCCAACGGCACUGAGGAGGAGUACAUCGUUGUGCCAAACAUUUUGAUGAUGGGAGCAGCUGUAAUGAUGGAACGCCUGCCAAACUUUGUGAAGCUGUUACUGAGUGGAGCCCUGGCUGGCCUGAGGCAGGAGGCGUUCAUGAACCGCACGGUGGGGGAGAUCAUGUGGGGGUAUGAAGACCCUCUUAUAGAUGCCAUAAAUGCCAUUGUUCCUGGCCUGAUCCCUUUCAAGGGGAAAUUUGGCUUAUUUAUAGAGAUGAACAACACCAAUUCGGGACUGUUCACUGUGAACACGGGCAUGAAGGACAUCAGUAGAGUUCACAUAGUGGAUUCAUGGAAUGGACUAAAGAAGGUGAAGUACUGGCGGAGCGAUGAGUGCAACAUGAUCAACGGCACCUCAGGGGAGAUGUGGCCACCGUUCAUGACCCCGACAUCACUGGAGUUCUACAGCCCUGAUGCCUGCAGAUCCAUGACACUGGUGUACGAACAGUCUGGGAAGUUCAAGGGUGUCCCCACCUAUCGCUUCGUGGCACCCAAAACUCUCUUUGCCAAUGGCACCGAAUAUCCACCCAACGAAGGCUUCUGCCCCUGCAUGCAGUCUGGCAUCCUCAACGUCAGUUCCUGUAGGCUGAAUGCACCCAUGUUCAUUUCCCAUCCCCACUUCUACAAUGCUGACCCAGCCCUGGUAGAUGCUGUGGAGGGGCUGCACCCCAGCAAGGACAAGCACUCGCUCUUCCUGGACGUGCACCCGAUGACAGGCAUCCCCAUGAAUUGCUCCAUCAAGCUCCAGCUGAACUUGUACAUCAAGCAAGUCUCUGGUAUAAUUCAAACAGGGAAGAUCAAACCCGUGGUCCUGCCACUGCUGUGGUUUGCAGAGAGCGGAUCCAUUGAAGGCUCAGUCCUAAAGCAGUUUUACACCAGCCUGGUGCUGAUCCCAUCCCUGCUGGACUACCUGCAGUAUAUCCUCCUUGGGCUGAGCAUCCCCCUGAUUGUCUCAGCAGGUGUACUCAUGGCAACGAGUCGGAGAGAUGCUGCUGAGAAGAGCCCCCUGUGCCCUGCCCCACCGAGCCCCCCACCCCCCGCCUCCGAGACCACGCCGCUGCUCCGCGAUGCCGCCGCGCUGAGCCGGGACGACGCCGAGGCCUGAGCCGCCGCGCCAGCACGCUUCCCCCGGGCCACUGCCGGGGCACAGACCCUGCUUUGGAUCCCCACAGGUCUCUGGAAGGUGAAGCCGUUCUGGGGAGCUCAGCAGAGACCCUGCACGCCACGGCAAAGCCACAGGCCAGCGCUGCUGCACCAAGGCACGGGACACAGCACCAAACACCCAAAGCGGCGCUGCACAACCCUUGUCCCCACGGGGCUGGUGUUUGCCACAGCUCCUCUCUCCCUGUGGGCCAGUAGUAAUGAAGACAGGUGGCUGCUGCUCAUCUGAGAAGUUAUUUUGCAAUUUUAAACUGCCCAUUGCUAUGAAUAAAAGGCCUUUUAAUAGGAGCCUUUACAGUGAGGUUUGUACACACAGCCCUGGUGGGAUUCAGUGACCUCUUUAAAAGCCACCGCUCAUCUCACGAACGGGGCUCGCAGUCUUGAAGCCACUGACGGUUUUGUUGCCACUUGAUGUGACUGGACUACCCCACAAAUCAAUUCUGGGUGAUGUCACUUCAGUGAUGCCUUUUGCCAGGGUACCUGGAGCCUGCCCAGGGUUGCUCCAGCCUUUGCCUGUGUGGGAAGUACAGUGGUGACUUUUAAAGCCCCAGUUCUCAGCCGUAACCUUGCCCUCCAGUGAUUCCAGCCCAUAGCCCUUUUAUCCUCUCCUUGCUUUAGGUGUCUGCGUGAGAUGAGCCUUGCCAAAGCAUUUGGUGGUACAUCUGACCUGUCAUUCAGCUCCCCACAGUUGUCCCUGCUGCCUGCUCGGCUGUCCAGGGUCAGCUCUCCUGGCCAUGCCCUGUCCAUGCUGGGAGGCCAUCGUGUCCCCUGGCCACGAGGAGCAGGCAGAAGCGUGACCCUGUCCUCGAGCAUUAACCAAGAUACUCUUGCUUUUGAGAUGGAGGGAGUGAUGUGCAAUCAUAAAAUAACAAUGGUCUUAGUAGCUUUUGAUUAAAAUACUGAUUUUUGAAAUGAUGUCUCGGGGGAUGUGAGGCUGGAUGUUAACUGAGGGAGGGGGAUAGGGUCGCUUUUCAGUGGGAAAGAAGCCCAGGGCCUGGGUAGCCCUUGGGAAAACCAAGAAGGCCAGUGCUGGUGCCUCUGGCAAGGACAAAACAGAGUAGGGGAAGGCUCUGGUCUCUCUUGGACCAGAGGACUUGUUGCACUGCAUAUGGCACAGAUACUGUUGUGGUCUGGAAACCACUGCAAUAGUCUAGGCCAACCCUGUAGCUUUUUGCUUUUCCUCUUAUACUUCUGUCCCUCUUGCUAGGCAGGAAGAGCACGGGAGCUAAAACCAACACCAGCAGUUCCUGUGCUGGUGCAUCCCUGCCUGACCACGGCCCCAGUCCUGCAGCUGGGCUUAGGCUGGCUUAUCAUGGGAACAGUUGUGAUACAGCCCAGGAGGCCAAGGUGAGGGCUGGGAGCUACCCAGACCUUGGUCCAUAGGCUGAACUUUCCUAGCUGCCCAAAGCAUGUCUCACAGCCAGGAUGGGACUAGCCAAGUCCCUUCCCAUGGCCAGUACUGCUGGAUUAUUUCCGAGUCCUGACUGAGGGUGAUUCUUAACCUAUAGUUGUAAACUCCCUCUAGCUUUGAAUCCAAAACUCCCCACUGCAAACAGAGGCCUCAACAAGUGGCAGCUGAAACAAGAUGAGGACAGAGGCGCCAGCUCAGACACUUGACCCACCAACUCCCACCAGUGACACUGGGCAGCACUCAGCAAAGCUGAUGGUGGAUCCACGCUACCCACCCUUGGGCUCACCUGCUUGAGGCUUUAGUGAUGCUCUGGUGCUAACUGCUGUUGUA